CUUUAGAGGAAAGUGUAUUAAUAUUAGCUUUAAAGAUCUGAAUGGAGUUUAAAAUUAAAAAAAUAAAAUUAAGCUUGCUAAAAAAUAUAUUAUGCAUUUAAAACUUGGGACACUGGAUAUGCUUUUCUUUUUGUAUUAAUUUAAAUAAUGUAUUAGUUAUAAACUAUUUUUUAUAUAUAUUUUAUGACUAUUACAACUGACCAUUUUUUUCUUACUCUAAAAGUUGAAGAACUGACUCUACUUAUGUGUAUAUCUCUUUUGAUAUUCUUGAAUGGUUUUCUAUACCAAAUUUGUAUUAUUUUCUUUAUUAAUCAUAAACGAAACUAUUAGUUUUAUCCCCUGUGUUCUGUACUGUUUUCCUUCCUGCUCCUCCGCUUCCCUCAUGGCGCUAGCCCACGCUAGCUCGUGACGUAACACGUAGCCCCACCCACAUAUUUCUGUAAACCACCUUACGUAUGGAAGUAUGGCGGUCCCAGCGACAGAGCUGCAACUCGGCCAAAGUUUACUGCUAAGGUUUUCACGUGAAAGUGAUGAAUAAGCACUCAAGCAUAGAGUUCGGCAAUAAAGGGCACGGCGGUUGGGAAUUCAGGAGAAGACUUAGGAGACAGAGUCGUCUGGCCGGCAGAGUUCCCUCAACUUCGCCUACAAGUGUCUUUAGACGCGGGGGGAGAAGCUCCACAAGACGGGAAGAGUGGACACGGAAGUUUGAAACACACCAAGUGCUUUGAUUUUUUUUUUUGUCACAGGAGUGUGAAACUACGGUCACUGGACAUGUUUUUGUGAGACACUGAGGUGCACUUGGCUGCGGUUAUCAGUUGUGAGCCAGCGGAAAGACACCGUGGACUGUCCGGCGUGCAUUUAAAGAGUCUGGCGCUGCUCACUACCAGCAGAAGUUGGUUAGCUUUCAUGGCUAUCGUCAACAUUAGCUGGAGCUCGCGAGCUAACCAACAGUGUAAAUGUUUUCAUAUUUCUGUUAGGUGCCUCAUAUGUCGUCUGAAUGCAUGAAAAAACAGAACCCUGCUGGAGUACCUUGUGCAGGAGGCCUGCAUCACCCAUACUCCAGGAGAAGACAGUGUGAGCCAGGAGAGAGGCUCCUGUCUUCUCCAGAUCCUGCCAUUGCCCUUCAGCGAGCUUUCUGACCGACUCCGUCCGACUUGGAUAGUCCCGGCUGCAGCCUGGCACCCUGCCCUUAUGGGGCAGCAGCCGGGAAAGUUUGUCGGGGACCAAAGGAGACCCAGUCUUCCAGCCUUUAUUAAGGGAGGAAAGAAGGACUUACCACGCCAUGUGAAUCAGCCGAUGAACGUUUUUGAUUGGCACGCUCUACAGAGACCAGAGUUUGGUCUGGGAGAUGCAGCCCGAUGGAACUCCAAAGAGAAUCUGUUGGCAGGACCCAGUGUGAACGACCCCAACCUGUUUGUUGCACUCUAUGAUUUUGUUGCCAGCGGCGAUAACACACUAAGCAUUACGAAAGGUGAGAAGUUGCGUGUGCUGGGUUACAACCACAAUGGUGAGUGGUGCGAAGCACAGACCAAGAACGGCCAAGGUUGGGUGCCAUCCAACUACAUCACCCCAGUGAACAGCCUGGAGAAGCACAGCUGGUAUCAUGGACCAGUGUCGCGCAACGCUGCAGAGUACCUCCUCAGCUCAGGCAUCAAUGGAAGCUUCCUGGUGCGAGAGAGCGAAAGCAGUCCCGGACAGAGGUCCAUUUCUCUGCGCUACGAGGGGAGAGUCUACCAUUACAGGAUUAACACUGCAUCAGACGGCAAGCUUUACGUCUCAUCAGAGAGCCGUUUCAACACACUGGCAGAGCUGGUGCACCACCACUCGACGGUGUCAGACGGCCUCAUAACCACACUGCACUACCCAGCGCCAAAGCGGAACAAACCCACCAUCUAUGGGGUUUCUCCCAACUAUGACAAGUGGGAGAUGGAGCGCACUGACAUUACCAUGAAGCACAAGCUGGGAGGGGGCCAGUAUGGGGAGGUGUAUGAGGGCGUCUGGAAGAAGUACAACCUAACUGUGGCUGUCAAGACACUUAAGGAGGACACGAUGGAGGUGGAGGAGUUUCUAAAGGAGGCUGCUGUUAUGAAAGAAAUCAAACACCCCAAUUUAGUGCAACUGUUAGGGGUCUGCACCCGGGAGCCGCCGUUCUACAUUAUCACAGAGUUCAUGACCCACGGCAACCUGCUGGACUACCUUAGGGAGUGCAACAGAGAGGAAGUCAAUGCUGUGGUGCUGCUGUACAUGGCCACACAGAUCUCGUCUGCCAUGGAGUACCUGGAGAAGAAGAACUUUAUUCACAGGGACUUGGCUGCCCGUAACUGUUUGGUUGGGGAGAACCACCUGGUGAAGGUUGCAGACUUUGGCCUGAGCAGACUUAUGACUGGCGACACAUACACAGCUCAUGCUGGUGCAAAGUUUCCCAUCAAGUGGACUGCUCCAGAGAGUCUGGCUUAUAACAAGUUCUCCAUUAAGUCAGACGUUUGGGCAUUUGGUGUGCUUUUGUGGGAGAUUGCCACCUACGGUAUGUCUCCUUACCCCGGCAUCGACCUGACACAGGUCUACGAGCGGCUGGAAAAAGAUUACCGCAUGGAGCGACCAGAGGGGUGUCCAGAGAAGGUGUACGAGCUCAUGAAAGCCUGUUGGAGGUGGAACCCGGCAGAGCGCCCCUCGUUCGCUGAAACACAUCAAGCUUUCGAAACUAUGUUCCAGGAGUCCAGCAUCUCUGACGAAGUAGAAAAGGAGUUGGGGAAGAAGGGGAAAAAGGCAACAUUUGGUUCCAGUCAGCAGGCCCCAGAGCUGCCCACCAAGACCAGAAGUCUCCGGAAAAAUCGAGAAGGAGACAGCGCAGAGCCUGCAGACCAAGAAGUUGCUGUGUCAUCGCCGGUACUUCCCAUGAAAGAGCGGGAAAUCAGCCUGGUUGAAGAUGACCGCCUGUUAACCAAAGACAAGGACAAGUCCCGCGGCAGUGGAUUUCUCAGCCUCAUCAUGAAAAAGAAAAAGAAUGCACCCGAUCCCCCCAAACGCAGCUCCUCCUUCAGAGACAACAUCCAUCCUGACAGGAGGAUUGUGAGCUGUGACCCUCGAGACAGCGACACUUUCAACAACGGCGCAUCUUUGUCCUCUAAUGAGUCGGCCACUACCAACAAUAACGGGGCAGCAGGUAGCACGCCGGGGGUUCCUAACUACCCAGGAUCUUUGUUCUCCAGGAGGAAGGGAGCUCCAGCAAUGAGCGGCGCAGGGAGCAGAGCGGCCACAACACCACCCAGUGAAGACGAAUCCACCUUCGACUGUAAGCGUUUCCACUGGCCCUCGAACAUGUCGAACGGCCGAGAUGCCAAUGAGCGGAGGUCUGUCACCCUGCCACGAAAUCACAGCCAGCGCCACUUCGAUUCAAGCACCUUGGUGGGGAAACCAGCUCUGCCAGUGAAGCGGACCAACGAGCAGAAAGGAGAAAAUACCUCUCGGAAGGGUACCCUGACUCCGCCGCCACGCCUGAACACACUACCAGACAUUUCCUCCGUCUUCCUGAGUAAAGAGACUGACACCAGUCCUGGCUCCAGCCCCCAGGCGUUGACACCUAAGGUGGUCAAGAAACCAGGUGCCCAAGGCCAGGAGAACUCUAAAGUAAGUGUCCUUCAUCCUGAGUUUCUAAAGUCCAGUGCGUAUCCCGCUUUAGGGGCAGCUGGAGAUGAGUGCAGGGCUCGCAGGAACAAGCACUCUACAGACUCAUCGGUCAAGGAGAGAGGAAAGUUGCAGAAACCCAAACCAGCUCCACCCCCACCCUCUAGUGUCAAAAUGGUGAAGGUGUCCCGUAGCCCAACUCAAGAGCUCCCUUCGCCGUCGUCAUCCCCAUCAUCUUCUCCCUCAGACGUUAGAGGAAAGGGCCCUCCCUUCUCAGAUCUUCACCACACCGCCUCUGCUAGUGAUUUAGGCUCCAAAAAACUAUUAGGCUCCACCUCUAAACCUCCACCUCUAAAGACUUCUGCCUCCUCCGCGUCCAUGAUCAGCCCUCCAACAUCCCCCGGGGAGCCAAACUCGUCUGCAUUUACCCCUUUAGUGAAUACCCGGCGCUCGCUUCGCAAGACCGCUCCCCGCCAGGCCUCGGAGCGCACCCCAAACUCAGCUGUGACACGCGAGAUGGUGCUGGAGGGAGCCGAGCUGCUGCGCGCCGCCAUCUCCCGCAACUCGGAGCAAACGGGCAGCCACAAUGCGGUGCUGGAGGCCGGCAAGAACCUGUCCAAAUACUGCGUGAGCUACGUCGACUCCAUCCAGCAGAUGAGGAACAAGUUCGCCUUCAGAGAGGCCAUCAACAAACUCGAGAACAGCUUGUGCGAGCUUCAGAUCUGCCCCACCGCCACAGGGGCCUCCAACCUGCAGCAGGACUUCAGCAAGCUGCUGUCCUCUGUCAAGGAGAUCAGUGACAUCGUUCAGAGGUAGCGCUGUGAAACUGUAAACUUCCAAGACAGGAAACUGAUAUCAGUUAUUUGUUACACUAUCCUUUUGGAGCUGUGGCCAGUGUUACUGGAGAGUGAAAGCUGAUGGGGAGCAGCAUCGACGUAGAACGCACUCCUCAGUCGGCGCGAACGCAUCCUGUGGUUACAGUUCAUGAAACUGUGGAGGUCAUCAGAAAGCCUCCACUAUGAAUGCACAUAGGUGGCCAUAAUGUAGGGCUUGGGGCCAAUUCUUCACCCACAUUUCUUUCGGAAUUAAGAUGUCUUAUUUUUUUAAUUUUGUGUGUGUGUGUGUGUUUCCGACACUGUUUUCAUUCAUGCUCCGACAAUGUGUUUAUUUCUUGACCCAAAAAAAAAAACAAGAAAAAAUGUUGUUGGAUGAAAUGGGUUGCUUCUAUCCAGCACAUCACAUUUUCUGGAUCUUUUGUGUGUGUGUGUCAUGUUGUGUGCAGAGACAGUGUUUGGUUUGGAUGGAUGCUUUUUUUUUUCUUUUUUUUUUUGAGUAAGAAUGAGCCUCCAGCUUCAUGUUUCUCUGCACACUCUGGUAUCAAACAGUGCCUUAAGACUCUAUUAAUAUGGCAGUUUUAGUCUUAACACUUGCCUGGGAUGUUUUUACUUUUGUCGACCAUACCAAAAAUGUGCGUCUGCAGUCUGUACUGGAGGGGGACCAGGGUGCACGAUCUGCAACUCAGUGGAUCUAUGAUUUUAUACUGUCCUAAGACGGGACCCUUUUUUAAAAAAAAUAUAUUUGUAUAUAUAAAUAUAUAUACACAGUAUAUAUGUAUGCACAAGUUUUUGAUUUAAGUGUCAAUCACAAAGCCAUUGUUAGGAACUUGGCCUUGCAGCAGCUUGCUAUUUGAUUCUAUAUGGUCAUCAUAAAGAAUGGAGUCACACUGUCCAAAUGCUGUUGCAGACGUCGCUUGACCUCGGAAAAACAAAUGCAAACGUGCUAGUGUGCGUGUUCUGGGAGGGGGGAACACUGGACUGAAAUGUUGCCCCUCUCACAAAAUGUCUAACAGGGGAAGGGGGUGGUGGCAAUUGCAAGAUUUCAGUGCUACGCAUGUUCCUUCCUUAUUUUUGUGAACUUUCAGUAUUUUGUCUUGUAAUCGUGUCUUCCUGUAUGCCCUGUCUGACUGCGAUGCCUGAGGACAAAACUCAUCGCUACCUGACUUCAUCAUGGUACUUUAGUUGCCCUUACCCCACCAAACAUACCACUACUCUUCGUCAAAGCCUCAAUCACCCAAUUCAUAGACAAACUUGGCCUUCAUUUGUAAAUGUUUUUUGUUGUUUGUAUGUCUCUAACCUCGGUGCAAUUUUUGUGGCAAUAAAAUACAGUUUUACUUGAAUUA
Oryzias melastigma (Indian medaka) is the source of this 5803-nucleotide messenger RNA. It is a transcript of the gene abl1, whose product is annotated as c-abl oncogene 1, non-receptor tyrosine kinase. Gene Ontology annotation, molecular function: non-membrane spanning protein tyrosine kinase activity; protein binding; ATP binding. NCBI's taxonomy places the organism in Eukaryota, Metazoa, Chordata, Actinopteri, Beloniformes, Adrianichthyidae. The record is from RefSeq and is a predicted model, not a curated record. The coding region runs from base 1192 to 4440 and encodes 1082 amino acids. Gene Ontology annotation, biological process: protein phosphorylation; regulation of apoptotic process. The transcript is spliced from 12 exons.